This is a messenger RNA of Rattus rattus (black rat), 3484 nucleotides long. RefSeq names its product platelet and endothelial cell adhesion molecule 1 (gene Pecam1). NCBI's taxonomy places the organism in Eukaryota, Metazoa, Chordata, Mammalia, Rodentia, Muridae. The transcript is spliced from 16 exons. Gene Ontology annotation, biological process: cell surface receptor signaling pathway. The coding region runs from base 354 to 2534 and encodes 726 amino acids. The record is from RefSeq and is a predicted model, not a curated record. Gene Ontology annotation, molecular function: transmembrane signaling receptor activity.
UUUUUUUUUUUUUGAUUGUUGUUGUUUUCUCCUCUUCCAGACAAAGCCACUGGUUUCAGUGGUCCCUCCGGAAAGGCCAGUCAUUUCCUGAGGAGAUAUCAGGUCCUCCCAGACCUCAUUGUUCUUGGUUUCCAGCUAUGGCCGCCAUUACCUGACAAGUACCAGAGCUGGUCUCUGCGCGCCUGGAGAGAUUGUCAGAGUUGUUUCUGCUUUUCACACAGCAAGCUUCUGGUCUGUGGCAGGGAAAAGAAUUCUGCCCCUGAGGCAUGGCCGGAAGGCAGCACUAGCUGCUUGCCUCAGUCUGCUGGAGUCUUUCAGGAUUCAGCUGAGGUGGGCCUCAGUCUGCUGACAAGAUGCUCCUGGCUCUGCUGCUCACCAUGCUGCUCUAUGCAAGCCUCCAGGCUCAGGAAAACUCUUUCACCAUUAACAGCAUCCAUAUGGAAAGUCGGCCCUCCUGGGAGGUAUCGAAUGGGCAGAAACUGACCCUGCAGUGCCUUGUCGAUAUCAGCACCACCUCGAAAUCCAGGCCUCAGCACCAGGUGCUAUUCUAUAAGGACGACGCGCUGGUGUACAACGUCUCCUCCAGUGAGCACACAGAGAGCUUCGUCAUUCCUCAGGCUCGGGUCUUCCACGCCGGGAAGUACAAAUGCACCGUGAUACUGAACAGCAAGGAAAAAACCACAACUGAGUACCAGGUGACGGUGAACGGUGUACCCAUGCCUGAGGUGACCGUGGACAAAAAGGAGGUGACAGAAGGUGGGAUCGUGACAGUCAAUUGCUCCAUGCAAGAAGAAAAGCCACCAAUAUAUUUUAAAAUUGAAAAAGUGGAACUGGGAACAAAGAACAUCAAGCUAAGUAGAGAGAAGACCUCCAACAUGAACUUUGUGCUCAUAGAAUUCCCCAUCGAGGAGCAAGACCACCUGUUAGUGUUUCGCUGCCAAGCGGGCGUCCUGUCCGGAAUCAAAAUGCAGACCUCGGAAUUCAUCCGGAGUGAAUACGUCACCGUGCAGGAGUUCUUCUCUACACCCAAGUUUCAAAUCCAGCCUCCUGGGAUGAUCAUAGAAGGAAACCAGCUGCACAUCAAGUGCAGCGUGCAGGUGGCACACUUGGCCCGGGAAUCUCCAGAAAUUAUAAUCCAGAAAGACAAGGCGAUCGUGGCCACCUCCAAGCAAAACAAAGAAGCUGUCUACUCAGUCAUGGCCUUGGUAGAGCACAGUGGACACUACACGUGCAAAGUGGAAUCGAACCGCAUCUCCAAGGCCAGUAGCAUCCUGGUCAACAUAACAGAGCUGUUUCCCAAGCCGAAGCUAGAACUCUCCUCCAGCCGUCUGGACCAAGGGGAAAUGCUGGACCUGUCCUGCUCCGUCUCGGGUGCGCCUGUAGCUAACUUCACCAUCCAGAAGGAAGAGACGGUGUUGUCACAGUAUCAGAAUUUCAGCAAGAUUGCCGAGGAGAGGGACAGCGGGCUGUACAGCUGUACGGCAGGCAUCGGCAAAGUGGUCAAGAGAAGCAACUUGGUACCCGUCCAGGUGUGCGAAAUGCUCUCCAAACCCCGGAUUUUUCAUAAUGCCAAAUUUGAGAUCGUAAAAGGACAAUUCAUAGGUAUCAGCUGCCAGUCAGCAAAUGGGACAGCGCCCAUCACUUACCGCCUCAUAAGAGCAAAGAGCAACUUCCAGACCGUCCAGAAGGACUCCAAUGACCCAGUGACAUUCACAGACAAGCCCACCAGAGACGUGGAAUACCAAUGUAUAGUGGAUAAUUGCCACUCUCACCCCGAGGUGCGCAGCGAGAUCCUGAGGGUCAAGGUAAUAGCCCCGGUGGAUGAAGUUACGAUCUCCAUCCUGUCGGGUAACGAUGUACAGUCUGGAGAUGAAAUGGUGCUUCGGUGCUCUGUGAAAGAGGGGACUGGCCCUGUCACGUUUCAGUUUUACAAAGAAAAGGAGGGCAGACCCUUCCACGAAGAAACCGUGAAUGACACCCAAGUGUUUUGGCACCAUGAACAAGCUAGCAAGGAGCAGGAAGGCCAGUACUAUUGUACAGCGUUCAACAGAGCCAGCAUUGUGACCAGUCUCCGAAGCGGCCCUCUAACAGUCAGAGUCUUUCUUGCUCCGUGGAAGAAAGGGCUCAUUGCAGUCGUUGUCAUUGGAGUGGUCAUUGCCGCCUUGAUAGUUGCAGCCAGAUGCUACUUCCUGAGGAGAGCCAAGGCCAAGCAGAAGCCCGUGGAGAUGUCCAGGCCAGCAGUCCCGCUUCUGAACUCCAACAGUGAGAAGGUUUCUGAGCCCAGUGUGGAAGCCAACAGCCAUUACGGUUAUGAUGAUGUUUCUGGAAUUGAUGCAGUAAAACCCAUAAAUCAAAAUAAAGACCCCCAGAACAUGGAUGUGGAGUACACGGAAGUGGAAGUGUCCUCCCUUGAGCCUCACCAAGCUCUGGGAACGAGAGCCACAGAGACGGUGUACAGUGAAAUCCGGAAGGUCGACCCUAAUUUCGUGGAAAACAGAUUCUCUAGAACGGAAGGCUCCCUUGAUGGGACUUAAGACAGCCAAGGCAGAUGCACAUACCCGGAAGGUCGCCCGUGUCCCGAGAAGAGCAGCCGACUCCUGUAUUGCAAGAGUCCUGUACACUUAUUUAUGAACCAGCCCUGUCCCCACCCAAAGUAGCACUCCUUCAGGCCAAGCCAUCCAAUUGUAAAUCCCUCCUGCCUUGUUAAUGUUGGGUGAACAGAGAAUGGGAGGCGCUGUUUAAUGGCCAGCCCACCCAACCUGUCUUCUAAGCUGGAACAUCCUUGCGUUUUGGGAGGUGAGAGGAGGUUCCAGGAAAAUAACGCCCUGGAGUGUUUUGAGGCUCAGAUGUUGUGUCUCGGAUCGGAUCGACAGAGUGCUUCUCGGUGGGUCCUCCCGCGCAGAAGUCACUUUCUGCUCUGCUGCCGUCGAAUACUGGGUUAGUUUUUUGUUUUGUUAUGUUUCUUUGUUCUUUUUCUUUCUGGUCUGACCUUGAUCUUUGGAGGUAUACAGUGCUUCUCAGGUUUGCCUGGUCCCCUGCAUGGCCUCCCCCCACACAGGGGCAGCAGCUGACUGGGAGCAGUGCCCGUGCAAUGGUCAUUUGAAGACAGGCCUCAAGCCGGCAAUGGCAAAACUCGAGACUGGAGCGAGGGCAGACAUCCUUAAACUGCUUUCUUUUCUGCUCCAUGCUGAAGGCCCAAGGAAGAGAAAUUGUUGGCUACAACGGUCGUCUUUUUUUUUUAAAUAGUAAAAGGAAACGUGUACUUUUCUCACUAACUUUUCUUUUAUUUAUUCCCUGCUAAAGAAACAGUCUCCAGAGGUCUGAGCUGUUUCCGAGGGUGGCUUGAGUGGGCGGAUGGGAGCUGCCUCCAUUUUGCCAUGGAAUCUCAUACCUAACCCCCAUUGCCUUCCCUGUUUGCCUCAGCCACCCGGCUAGAGGGCCCCUGAGGGGAGUUGUAUUAAAUAAAACGGAUUUUUACUCUUCA